AUGAAUUAAUAACUAGUAGUGAUUAGGCAAUAGGAAAUUGAUCAAUUUGGACGGGCUUUAGUAAGUAUUACAUCAAUUUCAUUAGCAAUAAGUAGAAUCAAUGUUAUAAGAUGCUUCAAUCCCCUUAAUUCAAAAAAGUUUAAGUAAUAAUAAAUUGCUUCAUGAUGAUUAAGAAUUUGCUGCUUUUAAAUUGUAAGUCCUUGAGAGAAACUCUAGUAAAGCAUUCUGA
Molecule: messenger RNA, 229 nt
Organism: Paramecium octaurelia
Lineage: Eukaryota; Ciliophora; Oligohymenophorea; Peniculida; Parameciidae
Source: the annotation of a GenBank genome assembly